Messenger RNA from Hypoxylon trugodes, 1638 nucleotides. RefSeq lists its product as uncharacterized. Gene Ontology annotation, molecular function: DNA-binding transcription factor activity, RNA polymerase II-specific; zinc ion binding. Lineage: Eukaryota; Fungi; Ascomycota; Sordariomycetes; Xylariales; Hypoxylaceae. Gene Ontology annotation, biological process: regulation of DNA-templated transcription. Bases 274 to 1545 code for a protein of 423 amino acids. The transcript has a single exon. The record is from RefSeq and is a predicted model, not a curated record.
CAUAAGUCGUAUCUCUUCCGUCAGCAUCGAAGCGGUCUAGCUCCUUACCUUAUUCUUACUUUUGGUCUCCUGAGUCUUUACAUUGUAAGCUCUAUGCUAUCACACAUAAAGUCUAACAUCCAUAUAUCCAUUUUAUAAUACUACCUCCCCGCGCCUCAUCUCGUCUCGUCUUAUUUUCAGGCCAUGACCACUUUUGUUUCAUUUGCAGAUUAGAAUUCUGCCUGAAAAUAAACUACCUUUUUUUUUUUUUUUUCUAUAGAAAUUAACCUUACAAUGGCAUCUUCUACGAAGGCUCGCCAACCUCGGCUCCGAGCCUCAUGCGAUGGGUGCUUCUUAGCUAAGGUCAAGUGUUCUAAAGCUCGACCGAUAUGCUCUCGUUGUCUAGCCUGCGGUAUUGAAUGUCGAUAUUCGCCUUCGAGCAGGGCCGGCAAGCCUAAGUCCGAACACAACGGAAACACCCACACGAAUCAUCCACAAGAUAUGCAGCAAAUGCAUCACGGCAUGAUAGAAGAAAAGGUCAUCACGUACUCCACAGCACACCAACCGGCACCCGAGCACAUGUUCACUACUUUCGGCACGGAUUGGACCUCACCUCCUAAUAGUGUUGAUGGCAACAUUAGUCGAAACCCAUCGAUAUCAACAGGCAUUUCCUUGCUUGGAGUAGAAGAUAGAGCUAUGGGUGAGCGAGAUCCAGUGUCUGAGCCGCCGGAGAUGUAUCCAUCCGCUAUACCUUGGUCUCCUCCAACAGAUCUUUCCUGUACCGCAUUCGACGGUCUCCCCGUUACAACAGGGCCGAUACCUAGCACUCAGAUGCGUUCUCACUCGUUCGAUCUAUCUAUGCCAACACCGAUUACAUGGACUGACCCGGUCCCACACGAUAUGAUUGCAUACAGCCAAGUAACAACCCCAACAAGCAUGUCCUCGGGCUAUUUCCCUAGCCCAACGACUACACCUACGAUGAGAUCAGCUGACCCCCGCCAACGAUCAUCACCGCCAACUAUGAACGGAGGUUCAUGUACUUGUUUUACAGCCUGCCUGCAAUCUCUUCAAGCAUUACAUAAUGCUUCCUCACCAGCACUGCCGCCGUUUGACUUUGUAUUGACUCUCAAUCGGAAGGCCGUUGAAGGGUGCGCGGCUAUGCUAUCCUGUACGAAAUGCAUGAGCCGAUCCGGCACACAUACUGCCGCUAUGCUCCUAGCUACUGUGAUCGGUAAAAUCACGUCGUUUUAUAACACCGCUUCUCAUUCAUAUUUCGAGUCUAGCGGUGUGGACAUGACACAAAACUAUGCUGGAAACAAUGUAGGGGUUAGCCUCGGUGUAUACCAGCUCAAUGGUGAAGAUGGCAAGUGGCUAGAGCUCGAGAUCCUUGCAAGGGAGCUUCGCAAACUAGAGGAAGUCUACUCUAGGUUUAGAGAGGUUGUCUGUGCUGAUUAUUCCGACGUCCCCGAAGUCACCAAGGCUAUGGUUGGCUAUCUAGGACAAAAUCUUGGUUCCACUCUCGAAGUGAUUAGCCAUAGAAAAGGUGAUAUGCCCUUCAUUACCUAACUUAAGAACGGCAUACCAACAAUUACGUUUAAGUCAUCACGACUAGCACAGGCAUGGCGAUUGGAUUGUACGCUAUCGAACGAUGUUAUGAUG